Moneuplotes crassus is the source of this 398-nucleotide messenger RNA. The record is from the annotation of a GenBank genome assembly. NCBI's taxonomy places the organism in Eukaryota, Ciliophora, Spirotrichea, Euplotida, Euplotidae.
GAGUAUAAUGGGAUUGCAUUGAUGCUCAGAGAGAGCUAAUAUGAACAGCAAGUUUGACCGUAAUGAUGAUUUUGAUCAAUAUGCAAUUCCUCAGUAUGCAAGCGUUGGAGAGAAGAGCAUCAACCUCCAACUCUCAGAUCUUUCAGAAAAUGAGACAGCUGAUCAAUGAAACGGAGAUAUCGAGAAGCUUAAAAGAAUUCUCAACUCUACUAAUAUAGCACACAAUAAUGAUACUAUGGAAGCAAUGAGCGAACUUCAUAAUGAAUCUGCAAAGCUAAUAAAUAGAAAAAGUACAAGAAAGCAACAGAAGAGGACUAUCAGAAAACUUAACAGAGGAAGAAACAAUAGAGGUUUUGCUAAAUCCUAAUGCUAAAAUUAGUAAUAAUUUAUUAUUAAAG